GUCCUCUGAACCCUGCACACAGCGGCUGGAGCCAUGGGCAUGUCUGCAGAGCAGGAGGAGGACUCCCGCAGCCCCAGAGAUGAGGAAUGGCCAGAAGCGGAGAAGGCUGAGAAGUUAGCAAGAGGCGCUGCUUUGAAAUGGGCCUCGGGGGUGUUUUACCGCCCGGACAAGUUGGAGGGUCUGGGACACUACCGGAGCCGGGAGGCCCAGCGGAACAUCUCGAUCCAGUCCCGGCUAAAGUCGACCGUGCAGUCGCACCUGGAGGGGGUGAGCUCGGGGCUGGAGCAGCUGCGCUCGGCGGCAGGGGACGUGCGGAGCGUGCGCCGGGACCUCUGCGCCGUGCGAUGGCACCUGCUGGGCAGUGCCGAGGGCUUCCAGAGGCUGGUGCCGCUGCGGGCUGUGGUGACGGAGCACGCGCAGCUGGCUGCGGUCGUGCGGGCGCUGCCCCAGCUCUCCUCAGUACACGAGCUCCUUGCCCACUCCCUCCGUCUCCUCCACGGGCAGCAGCUCCUGGAGGCCCACGCCGGGCUCAUGGCGCUGGAGCGCCUGCGGGACGACAUCUCCUCCCAGCUGCACGGCAGCAGCAGCCUCCCGAGGGACCAGGCCCUGGGCGUGGUGGAGUCCUUCUUCGCUGGCCUGCAGGAGCUGAGCCACGCACUGGCCCAGCAGCUGUGGCGUGUGGUGGGCGUCGGCGUGAGGCUGGUGCAGGAGGACCCGGCCCUCUUCGUCUCUGCCGUGCGGAUCAUUGAGAGAGAAGAGAGUGUCGACGAUGCCCUGCUGCUGGGUCCCCAUGCCCACCGCUUCCCCGCCCCCGGGCGCCCCAAAGCCUGGAGGCAGCGGUUCUACCAAGUCAUUCAGGAGACCAUCGCUGCUGCCCACUUCAAGGCCGCUCACGUGGAGCUGAAGGGCCCGGGACUGGGCCGGCACCUGGCCACGCUGCAGAGCGACAUCCUGGCGGAGCUGCGUGUGGUGAAAGACCUGAUGGUGCAGUGCUGCCCGCCUCACUACGACAUCCUCAGCGUCUGCACCCGCAUGUACCACCGGGGCCUCUCCGACCACCUGCAGGACAUCCUCAGCAGGGACCUGGACAAGCAAGAGAUCUUCAUGCUCCUCAGCUGGGUUCUGCAUGUGUACCAGAGCCCGGAAAUGAUGGGUCACCCAGACCUUCUCCCCGAGGUGGACGUGUCAACUCUGGCCCCCCUGGUGUCACCAGAGGUGGUGGAGCAGAUGGAAAGGAAAUACGUGGGGAAAGUCAAGGCCAGCGUGACUGAGUGGAUGCGGCGCACGCUGGAGGUGGAGUUCAAGGAGUGGUUCCGAGAGGAGGAACCAGAAAUGGAUCAUCUGGGCUUCUUCCAGUCUGCCCUGCCCAUCAUCGUCAUGCAGAUGCUGGAUGAGAACAUCCGGGUGGCCUCCCUGGUCACGGCCUCUCUGCAGCAGAAGGUUUACGCUAUGGCCAUGGACGAGCUGGAGGCCUUUCUGAUCAGGCUGCGAGAGGCCCUGGGGGACUGCGGGAAGGAGCACCAGAAGGACCGAGCCAUGCCCAAGCAUUACAUCUCCUACCUGCUGGCCCUGCUCAACAACAACAUGGCGCUGAGCUCGUCCAUCUCCACUCUGCACCCCGGCAGUGCAUCUCUUGCCAAGCCCGCUGAAAUCCCCUCCUCCCUGAAGACUGCGCUGGACAGGACCCAGAAGAAGGCCUGCCGGCUGCUGCUGGAGGAGCUGCUGCUGGAUUUGCAGCCCCUGUAUGUGCAGCUGCCGUCCCGCAAGUGGCUGUCCGGGGCCCAGCUGGUGAACAGCAUGUGCGAGGUGAUCGACAAGUACAUGAGAGACUUCUCCCACGUCAGGAACCCCGUCUUCACGUUCCUGCUGGCCGAGAGCGAGCACCUGGUCAUGACUCACUACGUGCGGGCGCUCAUGGAGAAGAAGAUGGUGUGCCGGAGCGCGGAGGAGCGGAGCCAGCUCGCCACCCGGCUGCUCCAGGACGCCGCCCAGCUGCGGGAGCUUUUCCACAACCUGGGCCUGGCCGAGAGCGAGCAGACCCUCGAGGUGAUAUUCGCCCUCCAGGAGCUCAUCCGCCUCCAGGACCCGGCCUUGCUCAGCCUGGAGGUCCUGGGAUUUAUGACGAAAUACCCCGACAUCAGCGAUGAGCACGUCUCCAUCCUGCUGGAUCUGCGGGGCGACGUCUCCAAGGAGGUCCGGAACGUGGUGCUGGAAAUGAUGGCGCAGAAUCCACAGUCCCUGCCCGAAAACUACCAGCCCAUCUUCAGCAACAUCCUGGUCCCGGCUCCGGAGCUUCCCUUCUGCCUUCGCAAGAGCAAGUGUGCCUGAGACACGCACGCCGCAGCCUGGCUGUCUGCAGCCUGCCCUGGCCAGCGGUGUCUCCGAACGACGGACCUCUGAGAGGCCCUGGGUGGGGCUGGGCAGAGACGCUGGGUCCCUGCUGUGUGUGAGGGGCUGUCUGGGCUCCAGAGACGGGGCAGGGAAAGCCUGGGCAUCAGCCCUGCUGUGCAGGGAGGAGAGGGGAGGCUUCCACACCCAUUCCCCAGUGGCCGACACCUUGGCACCUGCUUUGCUGGCGCCAGGGACCCUCAGCCCACUGAUCCCCCUGGCCACGUAACCCUGGAUGGGCUGAACCCAGCUGUAGGUCUGGCCCUAAACUGCUAAACCACCAGAUUCAGCUCUGCCCAUUCGGGUGUCCAGGCCUCUGCUCCGUGCUGCUUCCUAACUGCCCCCUCUGCUCAGCCCUCCCAGGCUAUGUGCAGCCCAGAGCCUGUGGAGGGGAUGGGCCGACCAAGGCAGGCAAGCGUGGCAGCAUCACAGAGCUGGGGGAGCAGAAAGGGAAUUUCCCCAGGAUUCCUUCCCCAGGUCCAGCCACAACCGCCCCCUCCCAUGCACCUGAGCGUGCCC
Messenger RNA from Terrapene triunguis (Three-toed box turtle), 2907 nucleotides. RefSeq names its product exocyst complex component 3-like protein. Lineage: Eukaryota; Metazoa; Chordata; Testudines; Emydidae. Gene Ontology annotation, molecular function: SNARE binding. The transcript is spliced from 13 exons. The coding region runs from base 34 to 2328 and encodes 764 amino acids. The record is from RefSeq and is a predicted model, not a curated record. Gene Ontology annotation, cellular component: exocyst. Gene Ontology annotation, biological process: exocyst localization; exocytosis.